AUGGUGUUGUUCCACCUUGGUUUUCCAUGGAAAACCUGUGGAAACAUCGCUAGAGGCAUUCCAAACUUUGUAGAGGAAGAAGAAGUGAAAAAAGAUGGAAGAAAAGUAAAACCCAUGCAGGCGGACCGCAGCUCCCACCCUCCAUCGUUUCUCACACUCAACCGCCCCCCUCCAUCGUUUCAAUCAAUCGGAAUUAAGGUUGAUAUAGUGAACAUAUGUGAAAAGUGGGCCGCAGGUCCUGGGGGAUUUUACAUGUACAAAAGUGAUGAAGAUCGUCGACGACAAAUGUGUUUUGGUCGAAACUGGGAGCCGGAAACAGGGUAUAGGAACUGUUACAGAAGUAAUGGUUUUAAACCACCACCGGUUCCACAUGAAUUUAUCUCAUUGGCGGAAGCUGCAAUUAAAGAUGCUCAACUCUAUCUGGAUUAUCUUCCUUCAAUGUACCCCGAUACUUGUUUAGUCAGUUUCUAUGAAACCAAUGGUCGACUUGGCCUUCAUCAGGAUUGUGAUGAGAGCUCAGAUUCUCUAAGAAGAGGAUUGCCUGUGGUUUCCAUCUCCAUUGGCACUUCUGCAAUAUUUGUGUAUGGCCGUACUAAACGUAAAAGAAAGCUGAAAAGUGUUUGCUUGGAUUCAGGUUUAACGAAGUUUAAGGAGCUUUUCGAGAGCUUUACGGGUCAACGGAUCGAAAACUGGAGCACCGGGAUGCGUUACGGGUCAACCGGGAGUGUCGGGAACGAAAAACGGAGAUCUUGCAAACGAGAGCCCGUCGCCGACGGGGUCCUAGCCGUCGGCGACGCCCUCCAGAAACAACCGUCGGCACAAAAAUCCCGUAACCAGACACAUUAG
Messenger RNA from Helianthus annuus (common sunflower), 846 nucleotides. RefSeq lists its product as uncharacterized. The coding region runs from base 1 to 846 and encodes 281 amino acids. Gene Ontology annotation, biological process: oxidative RNA demethylation. The transcript is spliced from 5 exons. Gene Ontology annotation, cellular component: nucleus; cytoplasm. Gene Ontology annotation, molecular function: oxidative RNA demethylase activity; ferrous iron binding; broad specificity oxidative DNA demethylase activity. The record is from RefSeq and is a predicted model, not a curated record. NCBI's taxonomy places the organism in Eukaryota, Viridiplantae, Streptophyta, Magnoliopsida, Asterales, Asteraceae.